UUGAGAAUGUGGAUGUCUUUAAAAGGUUUCCUCCCACCCAGCCUCAUUUCAAAAAACUAAAAAGGCAGAGAAUUUUAAUAGCUCCAGAGGACAGCUGCUGACUGCCCACCCCAAAUAGAAACCCAAAAGUGUAAGGAGGAAGGGCUGUUCCCUCAUUACCACCAGGCUCCGGUCCCUGGACCCUACACUUCUCAAUACCUAGUAACAUCUCCCUAACAAAGCCUGACUCUUAGAAAAGGAACUGAUGGACUACAGUUUUGAGUGACUUCAUAUGCAACAGUAGUCUCUCCCAAGGAUAUAUGCACAGCAAAUUUCUCUGGCUACUGGGCGGAUUGUUUUUGGAGCUGAGAUGAACUCUUCAGUUAUGGAAACUCUGCUCUCAAAACUGAGACAGAGAUGUUUGAGAAAUAUUAUAAUAAACUGGAGCCCAGGGAUCAGCGACAUCCACGGUUAUCAGAAAUUAAAAUCACAAGAGCAGAAUUUGCACAGUUACGAGGCAGGUACAGAUCCAAAUCCCGCGUAGGUGUGGACCGUGCAAUAGGCCUCAGUUACGACCAAAAAUGUGAGCUUGUACUAAAGGAGCUGGAUGACAUGAAGGAUGAAAUAAGGCACAUGAGAGCAAAUGCGGAACGAGAUCUGCAGCACCAUGAGGCAAUCAUUGAGGAAGCUGAAAUGAGAUGGGUUGAAGUCUGCAGAGCAGUGCAUGAGUUUAAAAAAGAUGUUCUAAAAACUAUAUCCAAGAAGAAAGGGAGUAUUUUGGCCACUCAGAAAGUGAUGAAGUACAUUGAGGACAUGAACCGCCGGAGGGAUAAUAUGAAGGAUAAAUUAUGUUUGAAAAAUGUUUCUCUCAAAGUGCAGAGGAAAAAGAUGCUUUUACAAUUGAGGCAGAAGGAAGAGGUGGGCGAGGCCCUCCAUGACGUUGAUUUUCAGCAGCUGAAGAUCGAGAAUGCUCAGUUUUUAGAGACCAUUGAAGCAAAGAAUCAAGAACUGAUCCAGCUAAAGCUGGCAUCUGGAAACACCCUGCAGAGACUCAAUGCAUACAAAAGCAAGCUACAGCGAUCAACGGAAAUGUCCAUCCAUCUGGACAAGGAGAUCUUGCUGAGAAAUGAGUUACUUGAGAAAAUUGCAAGUGAAACCCUACAAGCAGAGGAGGACCGGGCCAAGGCUGAGGCCGUGAACAAGAGACUCCGCAGACAGCUGGCUGUGUUCCAAGUGCCACAGGUGAUGGUGUACGUGCGGGAGAAGAUCCUAACUGGGGACCUGGAGAAGACCAUCAAGAUGUGGGAAAGGAAAGUGGAGAUUGCAGAGAUGACCUUAAAAGGCUACCGCAAGGCUUGGAAUAAAAUGAAAACCACCAAUGAGCAUUUGCAGGCAAUUUGCCCCCCUGGGAAGUAGCCAGAGGGAGGCCACAGCUGCAGACCAGAGUGAUCCAUUAAAGUAAUCAGCUCCUUUCCAGUCAA
Leopardus geoffroyi (Geoffroy's cat) is the source of this 1460-nucleotide messenger RNA. It is a transcript of the gene CFAP263, whose product is annotated as coiled-coil domain containing 113. The transcript has 10 exons. The coding region runs from base 397 to 1395 and encodes 332 amino acids. Gene Ontology annotation, biological process: cilium assembly. The record is from RefSeq and is a predicted model, not a curated record. Gene Ontology annotation, cellular component: ciliary basal body; axoneme. NCBI's taxonomy places the organism in Eukaryota, Metazoa, Chordata, Mammalia, Carnivora, Felidae.